AUGACGACACCGCCGCAGCCAGCACCGAGCCCCAAGUCGCCGCCGAGGUACCCGGACUUCUGCGGGAGACACCGGCUGCAAGCGGAGGUGCAGAUCUUGAACCGGGAGAUCGGAUUCCUCGAGGUAAUGGCCAAGAUCUUAAAUUUUCCCGCUGCAUCUCCCUCCCGCGAUAGGAGCUUCGUCUCGCCUUCUUCUUUUGCCUCUUAUUUGUCAGCCUUCUUUCUGAGGCGACCAUGAUUCAGGGGAAGGCCGCCGUCUGCCUUUUCCGGUAAUGGCGCCCGAUGACCGUCGCGAGCAUACCCAGACCUCCCGGUCAGGUGAACUCUUCUCUGCCAAGGUUCUCUGGAGAGGCUCUCCGAGCAUCCCCAGUAAAGUUGACGGGGGGGGAGGGGGAUCAUCCGCUGGCGGGGUGUCGGGACUCGUUCCCUCCCGCUUCUGGAAAUAGGGUUUCUCAGUCACUGUCCGCUGCUCUGGACGACGGACACACCCGUAGUUACCUUGGCCUUUACUACGCCUGAAGAAUCCCUACAGAGAGAGGGAAACAAGGGGGAGCUCCCUGGGAGUGGGUGGGGGGAUGGCCAUAGCUUGAAGUGUGGAAACCUCCCCGGGUCUCGUGGUUGCAGAGACCCGGAAAGGCCGAAGCACGAGCAGUGGACAAUCUCCGGUGCCCUUGUGAGCUUCUCGAUUUGGAAAAGACGUUUGCCCUUCGAGGAGGAGUUAUUCCUUUCGCAGGAUUGCCCUGACAUUGAUGUAUCAGAAUAGCAUGAUCCUGGCAAUUUGUCUCUAUUCCAUGUUUUGACGCAGAAGAAAACCCUACUGUUCAUCAACAUGAAGUAAGAUUGCGGCAAACAGCGACAGGUGUGGGAAUCACCUCGAUAUUCCGCCAUUGAACGACCCAGCAGCCUAUUCGACUGGUGUCCACAGGUUUUUCUUUUUUCGGGUGGGGAAGGACGGGUAGUAAGAGAAAGAACAGUAGAAGAGGAGUGAGGAAACCCUGAUCCACCAUGAAGCGGGAACAAUGUCUUCUAUGGCUUCAGAUUAAGAGGACGACAUCACCCCAUUGUUUACUCUUCUGGAUGGGAGACCUGCUCGUUACCCAGUUUCUUGGGAGAACAGGAACGCUGCUGCUGCUGGUCUCCGAAAAGAUCCGAUUGUCACCGUCAGAUCUUCCCCCGUUCCUCCUCUUCCAGAUGUGUCCACAGAGUAGCCGAGUUAAAUGGUCUCCAGACUACCCUUCGCGCUGUUGCGCAUCGACUGAGUCUGCACUGUCCCAUUGGGUUUGCCUUUCGUUCUUCGAUUCUCUAGAUUUUUCUGGGAAAAUAUUCAUAGCCGGCAUCUUCAUGCAGAUGAAAUGUUUGGGAUAUGAUGUCCACCCCAAGUCAACUAUCUCCACCACAAUCUAUGCACCCAUUGUCAGCCAUCAGAAUCUUGACCAGAUUUCAUUCAGAUAUUUGAUAUUUCUAUGUUUUCAGAGCUUUUAGCUCUAUAUUUGCCAUUCAGUGAGGCACAUGCGGAGAGGAAAGACUCCAAGAUCUUCAGGUCGUCGAACAACUUGUGAUGUGCGUUCCUCUUUAGCUGCCCUGCUCCUGUUCAUGGAGGAAGCAGCUCAAAGAUUGUGAAAACUUGGACCCAAAGUCAUGGUUUGAGCAGAGGUUGGCCAAAAUCUAGAAUCAGGGUCGUCAAAAUCCAUCUGAGUAAAGGAUUUGUCUGGUGGGCAUAGUUCAUAAUCUCUCUUUCUCAUUAUCCAAACAAAGAAAAUAUAAUUUCUCUGAUGCGAUCUAGUCGUUCUUUUGACCUAAAUAUUUCUACGAUUGCUUCUUUUUUUAAUAUUUUUUUCCUGGAAAUUAGAGUCUACAUUUUAAUUUCUGAGGCUUGAACGUCGUCCAGGAGGAGUUGCAGUCGCUUGAUGACCUCCAGCCUGCUUCGAGAUCCUGCAAAGAGUAUGCUUCUUGCCUCGUAUAUCCGAACACUUCACCUCAUUCAUCGGAAAACUAGGAAGUUCUGCUUAUGUACAUAUAUAUCUCUGUACACACACACAUAUUAGAAAUGGAGUGUGAUUGUGAUAUCUCUGACAGGGUCAACGAGUUUGUGGGAGCAAAUCCAGAUCCGUUGAUACCCAUGUGAGCUUCUUCGCCUUCGGCCCUCUUGUUUUCCUGAAGAUUUUGAACUCUUCCGAUUUCUCACAGUACAUUUCUCCGACAGAAAUCGUGGGAAGAGCGAGUCCUGCUGCAUCUGGAGAUGGUUUGGGUACCUCUCUCUCUCUCUCUCUCUCUCUCUCUCUCUCUCUCUCUGUGAGAUUGCCAGAUGAGAGGAUCUUCUGCGACCUGGACAGGAAGAAGCUCUGCGCGGGUCUCUCGUGGAUCUGCUGCUGCGGGCGCUCGUCCAAGGCGAAGGGGUCGAGCUGCUCCUGUGCUCCGCCAAAGGACGGGGCGUCGUGCGGCGGCUGGUGCUCCACCUGUGCACGCCCCGAGGACUGCUGCAGCUGCUGCUCCUGCUCCUGCACCCUACCAAAGGAGGACUGCUGUUGCGGCAUCUGCUGCGCGUGCGGCGAGGCCUGCCGCCGCUUCUGGUCCUGCGCGCCGCUCAGGCGCUGGAGCUGCUGUGGCCUGCGGCAGUGCCGCUGCCGCUGCCGGCGGUGGUGCCUCUGCCGAUCCUUCCCCAGCUGCCGCCCCUGCCCGGAGUACUCAUGCGGCUGCGUGUGGUCCUGCCCCAGCUGCAACGGGAUCCGCCUCUGCGCGAGAUUCUCCAAACCCUGCUGCGUCAGUCGCUGCCUCUGCCCGUGA
Molecule: messenger RNA, 2783 nt
Organism: Spirodela intermedia
Lineage: Eukaryota; Viridiplantae; Streptophyta; Magnoliopsida; Alismatales; Araceae
Source: the annotation of a GenBank genome assembly